Messenger RNA from Polyodon spathula (Mississippi paddlefish), 3101 nucleotides. RefSeq names its product proton-coupled amino acid transporter 1-like. Gene Ontology annotation, molecular function: L-proline transmembrane transporter activity; L-alanine transmembrane transporter activity; glycine transmembrane transporter activity. Gene Ontology annotation, cellular component: vacuolar membrane. The transcript has 12 exons. NCBI's taxonomy places the organism in Eukaryota, Metazoa, Chordata, Actinopteri, Acipenseriformes, Polyodontidae. The coding region runs from base 207 to 1619 and encodes 470 amino acids. Gene Ontology annotation, biological process: L-alanine transport; proline transmembrane transport; glycine transport. The record is from RefSeq and is a predicted model, not a curated record.
AUAGAGGAAGUGCUGCUCUCUAAUUCUGCUCAAUAAACUCGUCUUUAGAAUCUGUUGACACCACAGUUCCGCAGUGGACAUUUACAAAGCAAUACUAUGGUGUGACAAAAGCUGUCAGAAAGAAGAAAUAGACUCAUUUACUCUAUGUGGGAGCUUCUAUAGGACUGCAGAAGACACUGAGUGAGAGGAGCCUUCGACUAGUCACAAUGUCUAAUAGCAGCCGAGUGAACAGCCCUACGGAGGAGACCUCUCUCACCCCGGACCGGUCUCCAGGCCCUGAAGAACCCCAGGAUGAGUAUACGAGGCUGGGAGAGAAAACGGGAACAACUUUCAUUCAAACCCUGAUCCACUUGCUGAAAGGCAACAUUGGCACAGGACUGCUGGGACUUCCUCUGGCUGUGAAGAAUGCAGGGCUUGUGUUGGGACCUAUAAGUCUGCUCCUAAUGGGUGGCAUUGCAGUUCACUGCAUGGACAUUCUGGUGAAAUGUUCUCAUUAUCUCAGUGGCAGGAUGAGAAAGCCUUUCCUGGACUAUGGUAAUUGUAUGCAAUAUGGCUUGGAGGUGGGGCCAGUACCCUGGCUGCAAAGACAUGCAAUCUGGGGAAGGCGAGUGGUUAAUGCCUUUUUGAUGGUCACUCAGUUGGGCUUUUGCUGUGUGUAUUUUGUCUUUCUCUCUGACAACAUCAAACAGGUCAUAGAAUCGGCAAAUGGAACGACCGCAGACUGUCAUUUAAACCAGACGGUUGUGAUGACCAGCACCUUUGACUCCCGGCUGUACAUGCUGUGUUUUUUGCCGUUUAUUAUUCUGCUGGUGUUCAUCCGAAACUUGAAGUACCUGGCCCCUUUCUCAAUGCUUGCAAACCUCGCCAUGAUUAUCAGUCUAGGCAUGAUCUAUAACUACAUCGUAUGGAAUAUCCCAUUUCCUGUUGCGUUACCGUUAUUGGGCGAAUUAAAGAACUACCCUCUCUUCUUUGGCACGGCCAUAUUUGCAUUUGAAGGCAUCGGCGUGGUGCUCCCUCUUGAAAAUAAGAUGAAGACGCCUCGAUCGUUCCACAAGGUUCUGUACUUGGGCAUGGCGAUUGUAACCUGCCUGUAUAUCAGCUUGGGAACGCUGGGAUACCUCUGCUUUGGAGACGGCAUCGGAGCGAGCAUCACGUUAAACCUGCCAAACUGCUGGCUGUAUCAGGCAGUAAAAAUCCUCUACAGCUUUGGGAUUUUCAUCACCUAUGCCCUGCAGUUCUACGUGCCUGCUGAAAUCUUGAUCCCACGAGUAGUUGCCCGGUUGGAGGAACGAUGGGCGUGGGCAGCUGACCUUGCCGUCCGUGCAGCACUUGUCACCUUGACCUGUGUCCUAGCUAUCCUGGUUCCAGAGCUUGAUCUCGUCAUCUCUCUGGUGGGCUCCGUCAGCAGCAGUGCCCUGGCUCUCAUCUUCCCUCCCCUUUUGGAGAUCCUGACCUUCCACAGCGAGGGGCUGCCCUGGGGGGUCAUCUGCAAGAACUUCCUCAUCAGCAUCAUCGGCCUGGUGGGCUUCGUGGCCGGGACCUAUGUCUCCAUUGAGCAAAUCGUGCUGCGGAAUUCUGCCAGAGACGCACUCAAUGGAACUCAGCCCGGAGUGCACUAAUCCGGGCAGUGUCAGGUUUUCAAGCUCCCUCUGGAUUAGACCUGAUGGCUUAUCUUUUAAAAGGGUUGUCAUUGGAGAUUUAAAAUGCCAUGUCUAGAAAACAUCAUUCAUCAUUUUUUUUUUUUUAAAUGUUUAAGUUUGUUUGUUUUUUUUAUUUACUGACCUGAACGUUUUUUAUUGAAACAAUCUCCCUGUUUAGACUAAUCAGUGUCAUCUUCUGUAUAAAAAUCAGCGUUAAUAUAACUUCAAAAGGUUUUGACUUCAAAGUGCAAUAUAAUAUUAGGGUCUUUUGAAAUAAUAAUCAGUUGAGUUUUACUCUUAGAAACAAUCAAAUUGAAAAUGACACGUCAGGCCAGCAUCUUGUAAGAUAAACCAGACUGAUACUUCUGUGAAUAAGCUCUAGACCAGUGUUUCCCAACCCUGUUCCUGGCAGCACACUCUUUGCUGGUUUUCGUUCCAACGCAGCGCUCAAUUGCUUAAUUGGACUGUAUCAACAAAGAGCUUGAAAAUAAUGGGAAAAUGCCCAGUUAAUCGCUUUAUUAGUUGAAUGAAAGGUUCAAUUAAGCUGUGUUGGAAAGAAAACCAGCAGGCACAGUGUGCCUCCAGGAACAGAUUUGGGAAACACUGCUCUAGACAGCCAGAGGUGUGAUGUAUAUCCUACACGAAAGCUAAAUCAGACAGGCAGGAGGAAAGUGCCUGAAACUCUGAGGAUGCAAUUGUAAUCCUGCCUUUCUGUAGAUCAGGGGGUGCCAUGCUCAUCUCUUCACUGCAUGCCAAAUGUACUGCAGUGUUGUCGUUGUGGUGUGUUUUGAUCGCACACUAAAGUAAACCUCUGUGUAUUUGCAUUCCUUGUUGUUUUUUUUUUUUUUUAUAGUAAGAUGCUUUAGUUUUUUUUAUGUAAAUUGUGCUGUGUGUCUGUUUUUGUGUUUCUUCUGUAAAGAUGAACCAUCACUGUUCUUCAUGAUAAAGCAGGGGUGUCAAACUCAAUUUUACCAAGGGCCAUAUCUUAAUUUAACAUUUGAUUCGCGGACCACAAAAUGCACGCCUUUUACAUAUACAUAUGCAUUUUAAUAGGUGAUAUAGAAAAGGCAUGUUUAUAUUCACAGUUUUUAAUACAUACACAUGUAUUUUAUAUGAAAUCUGGCACCUUUCUCGUGAGACAAGCUUGUCAAUAUCGGAAUUCACAAUCUUUAGCACAGAGUGUAGAUGCUUGUCAUUCAGGCGAGAUCUUUGAGCGGAUUUAUUCAUCUUCAUCAGUGAAAAUAGCUGUACACAGAAGUACGUGCUGCCAGACAGUGACAUGACGCGUGCAGCCUGAAUGUGGAUGGAAGGAACGGGUAAAAAUGCUCUGCCAAGACAGUCUCAAACAUAGCCUUCACACAUGGGAGACACUCCGUCUGUUGUUAAAACUAAUUUCUCCCACUGUAAUUACAUGUUGCGCACACACUUCUCAAGCUGUUGAAAUAUAUUGUUUGCUGUGCU